UGAGGCCUCUGCUCCUCCUUCACUCCGUUAACAUCGUCCACCGCGAGCCGCAUGAACAAGCGCCGCUGCAAUUAUCUCUCAGGUCAACAGAAUAAAUACUUUGUUUCACGGCGACUGAAACUCUUCUUCUCUCCUACAGGACGCCGCCGCAGAAGAAACCUUAGGACGUCACUUCAGAGACGUUGUGAGAGACAUGGACGACUAUUUAAAUCCACUUCUCACUCAGUUUGACUUCUCCUGCUUCAGGCCCCAGGCUUCAUCACCACCAGUCCCCGAAAUGACCAAAGCCAAAGAAGAGAAAGGGAGUUCAGGUAAAGGAAGAGCAGGUAGAGUGUGUGACACCCUGUGGUUAUCUUCACAGAGUCACGUGAGCAUCCGUAUCUGUUUAUUGGCAACCCGUCAGCGGAUCUGUCCUAGAGGGCUGCAGCCCCUCCCCCUUCAGGCCGGAGUACAUUGGCUUCACACACAGCUUGAUAACUCAGCGGGGAUGAUAGCGCCUCCAAACUGUUUUAAAAAGAACAAAUUCAAAGUUCAGAAAUUCUGGAUUUCAGAAGCAGAGCGGUACAGCGUUAAAGGCCGUUGUGCGGCGACAUCUUAAAAGAUUAUUAUAAACAAUGAGUUCUGUGGAAAUGUGUGCGCACGCAGCUAAGUUCCCCGCGGAGCCGGGGGAGUGCGUGGUGCUGCUGGCGGACAGGAAGCUGCUGCAGUUGCCCCUGGAGGCCCUGACGGUGCUGCAGGGCGGAGGCCUGAGCUCCUUGUCUCGGGACUUCUCCCUCCAGCUGCUCCACAGUCGGCUGAACAGAGCGGAACCAGACAAAGGGUCGCGGGGGCUCUGGAGCCGAUCCCAGCUGACAGGGCGAAGGCAGGGGACACCCUGGACAGGCCGCCAGUCCAUCGAGGGCACAUAUAGAGACAGACAACCAUUCACGCUCACAUUCACACCUAUGGGCAAUUUAGAGAUCAAUUAACCUGACGGCAUGUCUUUGGACUGUGGGAGGAAGCCGGAGAACCCGGAGGGAACCCACGCUGCCACGGGGAGAACAUGCAAACUCCACACAGAAGGACCGCCCACACCGGGAAUUGAACCCACGGCCCUCU
This is a messenger RNA of Pseudoliparis swirei, 1098 nucleotides long. RefSeq names its product cilia- and flagella-associated protein 46-like. Gene Ontology annotation, biological process: axoneme assembly; cilium movement involved in cell motility. The transcript has 3 exons. The record is from RefSeq and is a predicted model, not a curated record. Bases 615 to 968 code for a protein of 117 amino acids. Lineage: Eukaryota; Metazoa; Chordata; Actinopteri; Perciformes; Liparidae.